Trametes versicolor FP-101664 SS1 is the source of this 1716-nucleotide messenger RNA. RefSeq lists its product as uncharacterized. NCBI's taxonomy places the organism in Eukaryota, Fungi, Basidiomycota, Agaricomycetes, Polyporales, Polyporaceae. The transcript has a single exon. The record is from RefSeq and is a predicted model, not a curated record. The coding region runs from base 703 to 1314 and encodes 203 amino acids.
CGCGGCGGGACAGGGCGGGGUGGGACAACAAGCUUGAUUGGGAUGCGCGCGCCGCUCAGGACCGUCGUGAGUUCUGGGCUUACCGAUCGUUAAUUGUGUGCCACCACUGGGACACAAUCGUUGUGCUCUCACGUCGCGUUGAAUUGUCCUGCAGAGAUGAAAUGCUAUUUCCAGCGAGCUCCGAGGUUCUGCUAGGCAUCCUCGGAGUGAUAGUUGCGGUCGCGACGCCGGUGAACGUUUGGCAUCAAGCAUAUCAGCCUCCGUGGAAGCACGUCUGUCCAUGCGCGCACAGCACGCGCCUUGCUCUGACUUGGGUCUCUGGGCGGGAGCUGUGCGCGGCGCGCCGCCGCUCCCGACGCCAUACACUGCAUCAGCGCGCCGGAUGACCAGCAGUACGAAAGCUCGGACGGAACACAGCGUCGUGGGUUCAGCAUGGCCGACGAGAGUGGCGGAUUGACUCGAGUGCGAUGCUAGGCGCCGGCGCCCGGGGCACCAAAUCGGGCAAGGGAGGUCACGUGGGGUGGGGCACUGGGUGGUAUUAUACCCCGCGCUUUGUGUCUGCGGAGGAUCACCCUUUGUCCUUCCGACUCCAUCCCGGCCAGUCGCUCCUCCUCGUCUCCGCACUUAAGCUCGUCCAUGUCCUGCGCUGUGGCCCUCCCGACCCCUGCGUCCCCGACCUCCCACAUCCCGCGGAAACGCACCAUGUCCUUCUCGACGCCCGCACCUCUCAAGUCCGCCCGGACCUCGCUUCGCCGCACGGGCUCCUACCUCUCCCUCGCGGACAUGCAGGCCGCCGAGUACACGCCACUCUAUGGGCGAGACGGGCCGACAAAGUCCUACACCGCCCUUGACAGUCUCGUUAUCGGCCAGUACGACCAGCGGAUGCGCACCCCCAGACGGAGAACGACGCCGUUGCGUUCGCCGACCCUCCAUACCGCGCCCGCGACGCCACAACCCUCGUCGUCCCAGAUCCUCAUUCUCACCUCCCGCCGCACCGUCCCACGUCCGCGCACAUCCUCGCCACUCGCCCCGGUGCAGCGCACGCUCGGCGAGCGUCCCUCACUGCCCUGCACCAAGAAGCGCGAGCCAGACCUAUACCGCGCCGCGAUUGAGACGCGCAUGAAGCUCUCGCCCGUCGGGCGGCACAUUCUGCGCAUGGGGCCCAGGGUUGCGCUCUCCAUCCUCUCCGCGACGGAAGCCCUCGAGCACCUCGUCGCCGAUGCGGACCCGCAGUGGCGUGGCGACUCGGCGCUGGGCGCCUCGUGGGUCGACGUCAGUCCGGAAGAUUGGGAAAUGGUCGACCACAGCCUCUAGGCGCAGCAGUCGCGUUCCCUUUUCGCCUUCGACGCGCGGCGCGGGCUGCGCAGCCACGUCGUCGCCCUCGUCCCGGGGCUCGUGCGGACGCGCGGUGCGUGCGUGGCACCGGCUCCCGCGAGAUACUCCGCGGCUCUUUUUGCACGGGCGAAGGCGUCGGCGCCUCCUCGCUCGCAUGACUUAUUCUUUUCGGGUCUCCCACGCGACUUCCUCUCAUCCGGCCGGGCUCUAUGUGUUGGAGCAGUUAUCGUUUCGUUUGAAGAAUAUAUCCCUGGACUUGUAAAAUACCGUCGCUUUGUAUGACCAUUACCCCCCUCGCUUUGUAGUACUUCGUCGUAUACUCAUCUGUACAGCACCGUAACCUCCCACCAUGCGCCACCACACCCCUUGCCGCCUAAUACC